AUGGAGAAAAGCUGGACGAGCGCAUCGUCCAUCUUCCCGCCCUGGGCCUACGAGUCAUCCGCCGAAACACCUCAGCUAAACGCCGAGUCCGGCACCAACCAGGCCGGAUCCAGGAAACUCAACAAGACCACCAGCGGCAGCGUGACGAGCUUCGAGGUCUAUCCGAAUGGAAUGCAGUUGGUUUAUCUAGCCAAUUCCAGGUUAUAA
Messenger RNA from Puccinia graminis f. sp. tritici CRL 75-36-700-3, 207 nucleotides. RefSeq lists its product as uncharacterized. The record is from RefSeq and is a predicted model, not a curated record. Lineage: Eukaryota; Fungi; Basidiomycota; Pucciniomycetes; Pucciniales; Pucciniaceae. The transcript has a single exon. The coding region runs from base 1 to 207 and encodes 68 amino acids.